GAGGCUUUACAUUCAGUACAACCUCACACUUCGUCCAGUGAACAAGUUCCUAUUUUUGUAAAAUUAUUGUCAACAUGUUUUUACAAGUUUUUUUCAAUGAUCUAAACAAGUUUAGGCACACAGUCUUUAUUAAUUUCAACGACAAGUAAUCACGUUCCUCGGUACGAUCCUCGCAGACGACUUUCCUGUAGCAAGGGCUUACAACCGGAAUAGAGCCGACUUGCAGGCCUUCGACGGCCAACAACUGGUUUGUGUUUUGCGUUUUCGCGACAAAAUGGAAUUUAAGGAGACUCUGUCAUCCUCAUCCUCAAUGAUGUCUCGGGAUAACGAAAAGCCUCUGGACGCUCAAUCUGAGUUCGUCGGUUUGGCAGACGGUUGCUCCUCAGCCUCAAGUUCUGCUUCAAGUACCAGUAGCUCUGAAAAUUCAACCCCGACCCCGAGUUCGGCCACUGUUUCUUCUACCGUGAAUGAGCAAGGCUGCGGAGAUCCGUGUGAGGUCAAUUGCUGUGACGAGGGCGGAGAGGGUCGUCCUCCCUACGCCAGGGUCAUGCCAGAGGAUCGGCGGUAUGGGGUCGUGAUCACCAACGAGUGCGACCCGUGCGACUGCAACUUCGACUGCGUCCUGCAGCACCUGGUGGAAUCUUUCCAUUCGGCGGUGGAUGUAGCCACUCUCAGCUUUAGCCAGUGCACUCCUGCCGUGUCCUUCGAAUGCCUCCUGCUGAUGGUGUGCCGGGACAGCGACACUAGCGACUGGCUGCAGCGCGCCAUGCGACCUAUGAGCCCAACCUACCUGUGCACCACCUUUAUUAGGCAUUUCGAACUGGUCAGGUGCUCCUUCGUCAUCCCCAUGGUCGUCGAGCGAGAGCUGUGCCGCGUCUUCCGCAUCAUGGAGAAGCAGAACUGCGGUCUGGAUCUGAGUAAAUGGUGCGUCGUUCGAAAGACUGCUCUGGAUCCUUGCUCCGAGGACUAUGCAAAGAGGGUAAUCUUCGACGGGUACCCCAAUUACGAACUGGUAGUUUACAUGGACAGCUGCUCGAAGGAUUAUAUCCUUCACCAUUGUGGGAAAAUUCUAUUCAUAAUGUGGCACCUACCCGUCGACUUUUCUACCGACCUGCCGUGCCAGUAGUCGAUUGGAUUCAACAGAUGCUAUCUUUGCAGUAUGUUGCAGUAUGUUUUCGAUUGUGGACUGCUGCGCGACGCGGAUCUUAUAGAUUCAAUUCUUUUUUUGUCUGGGUUCAACAAUCCGGAAAAUAUGCAAGAUGCUGGUAGUUGCCAUUUAAAAAAACCCUUUGCCCUUGGCCAGUCAGAGUCUUAAUCAAAAAAAUGAAAUCGACUAACCAGAUGGAUAAGUAUAAGCCACCGCUGUCGGAGCUUUUUCAAAAUAGCGGAGGUGAAAGUAGUUGUUAAAAUAAAUUCCGGCGAUUGGAAUAAACACUUGGACUGGAUCGAUCGAGCGGUAGGGAUCCUACCUUGUCAAUGAAUGUCUUAAUAAAUUAAAAGUAAAAUGGUUUCUGCACUUAGAAUGCAGAACCUUUAAUAAUAAAUCAACAAAGUCGCUUCUAUAAAA
Molecule: messenger RNA, 1567 nt
Organism: Drosophila subpulchrella
Lineage: Eukaryota; Metazoa; Arthropoda; Insecta; Diptera; Drosophilidae
Exons: 2
Coding region: 275-1126 (283 amino acids)
Source: RefSeq, a predicted model, not a curated record